Papilio xuthus (Asian swallowtail) is the source of this 1420-nucleotide messenger RNA. RefSeq lists its product as uncharacterized. The transcript is spliced from 6 exons. The coding region runs from base 246 to 1097 and encodes 283 amino acids. NCBI's taxonomy places the organism in Eukaryota, Metazoa, Arthropoda, Insecta, Lepidoptera, Papilionidae. The record is from RefSeq and is a predicted model, not a curated record.
AAUGUAAGGCUACGCGGCUACGCCGUCGUUGCAAACACGUUCGGACAUCGAAAAUCUCUCUAACAACUUUUUCAAGUGAUUUUCGGAGUUUUAAAAGUUUUCUUUUUUAAUAGAGCUAAUGGUGUGAAAGUGUUGUUAAUUGUGCUAAUUUAUUUCUGUUAUUAUGAACGACAUUUUUAAAUAUAUAAUGUGAACCGAUUGGAUGAUUUUGUAUAUGCAAUGCUGUAGAUGUUUAAUUCUUCAACAUGAACGUUCUUCUAGUUUUUGGCCUUUUUAUAGUGAUAGCGACGGCACAUAACAUAACGUUUCUAGAAGUGCCACAGUACGGUGACCCUCGAUGGAGCGCCGACCUCGUGUGUCAUUACGUCAAUGAGGAAGGGGACCCGCCGCUACAUUCCGUCAAAUGGUAUCGAGAUAAUAAUGAAAUAUUUCGAUUCACGCCUGAGCAACAACCAUACACGAGAACUUUCAACACGACAGCGGGUGGCGUGGCACGGGACUCCUGUAAUAUGCACAGCUGUAUGAUAAGCGUGGUGCUGCCCAAGAGGUACAACACGAGGAUAUCAUUCACAUGUGAAGUGUCUACUGAGGGGCCCAGAUUCGCGGUUGUCAACCAAACUAAAUAUCUUACUGUGGCAGUGACAUUAAAAGAAGACCCCGUGAUAACGGGUGUGGAGGGCAGCGUGCAGUUUGGGGAGGAUGUUUUGCUCAACUGCUCCACCUCACCCGCCAUGCCGCCCGCAAACAUCGUCUGGUAUGUUGACGGGAAACCUGAAAAGACGGAACCAUGGAUGGUGGAUAACACAGAAGUAUCAUCCGCCGACGAGUACGGGCUGCGUUCGAGUUGGCGACCGAUGCGACUCCGAGUAAACACUCCCAAGGGAGAUGUUUCGUUACGAUGCGAGGCGACGCAGCCCGUGCGCCCGCCGUAUGUCAGAUCUAGUAACACAACGCUCGUGGUCGCCAGAUCACCACAUCUAUCCAUGUUCACAGCUGCUGGUUCAAGAACAACGAAAGCAGAAGCGACAUUUCUUAUGAUAGCAUUGAGUAUUACAUUUCAUAUAUUAUCCAAAUGCAGUGCCUUGUACAGAGUCUAAUCGACUCAAUCGAAAAUAUACGAGAUAUAUAAUUACCGUAGAACUCCAUAGUGGUUAUACUUUUAUUAAUACAUAUUGUUGUCCCUUUCAUUUCCUUUGAUAACAUAGAGACAACAAUGUGAACGGAUGUAAGUGUAACAGCAGUGUAAUUCUACGGUUACAUGGACAUUAGUAUAGGUAGUAAAUCUUUCUAACCAUUGCAUUUUGCACACCGCCAGCAUAAAUAAAAUUAGUUUAUAAGACUUGCUAGAAACAGACUCGGUAAGUUAUUUUGUACUGUUUUCAUUUGUUGUAAUUUUUAUAUUAAAAAUCAUAUUGUUAUA